This is a messenger RNA of Nannochloropsis gaditana CCMP526, 516 nucleotides long. RefSeq names its product 3-hydroxyacyl-CoA dehydrogenase (gene HADH). The record is from RefSeq and is a predicted model, not a curated record. Gene Ontology annotation, biological process: fatty acid biosynthetic process. Gene Ontology annotation, molecular function: hydro-lyase activity. Bases 1 to 516 code for a protein of 171 amino acids. The transcript has 3 exons.
AUGGCUGAUGGUGACGCAGCUGGUGCUGAGUGGCGGGGUGGUCAAGCGGCGUCAGCUGUAUCGAAGGAUCUGAAAACGCUGCUGACGAACGAGAAUGUCGCGUCGAUUUUGCCUCACCGAUACCCCUUCUUGCUGGUGGAUAAAGUGAUUGAAAUGGAGCCGGGGAAGAAAGCUGUGGGUAUCAAGCAAAUAACGGCAAAUGAACCGCAGUUUACAGGUCAUUUCCCAGAGCGACCAAUCAUGCCCGGAGUCCUUAUGGUGGAGGCCAUGGCUCAGCUCUCAGGCGUGCUCUGCUUGCAGCCUCCUGUCUCUGACGGCAAAGGUCUCUUCUUUUUUGCCGGUAUCGAUGGGGUCAAAUUUCGAAAGCCUGUGGUGCCGGGGGACACUCUGGUCAUGGAGGUGGAACUGGUCAAGUUCAUGGAGUCGUUUGGCAUAGCCAAGCUGAAGGGGAAGGCGUACGUCGAUGGCGACGUGGCCGUCGAAAUCAAGGAGAUGACUUUUGCCCUGUCCAAGUGA